This is a messenger RNA of Penicillium taxi, 3225 nucleotides long. RefSeq names its product G-protein beta WD- 40 repeats containing protein. Gene Ontology annotation, molecular function: protein binding. The transcript has 3 exons. Gene Ontology annotation, cellular component: transcription repressor complex; nucleus. Gene Ontology annotation, biological process: negative regulation of transcription by RNA polymerase II. Lineage: Eukaryota; Fungi; Ascomycota; Eurotiomycetes; Eurotiales; Aspergillaceae. The record is from RefSeq and is a predicted model, not a curated record. Bases 1 to 3225 code for a protein of 1074 amino acids.
AUGACAUCGACUACACUCCAUGGUGAAAACCAUGGAAUUCAGAUUGGAAACAACUACGGCUCUGUCACGGAGGAAUCCCGGGCAUAUAGCAGCCAGGAUAUUGAUCGGAUUUGUCUCCAAAAACUUUGUUGCCCGGACUCCCUAGCCGUGAAAAACCGCUUAAAAGAGGCCAAGGACAAAUUACUCCGUCAAUCAUUCGAGUGGGUUCUCCAGGACCCACAAUACCGUAGUUGGCGACAUGGGAACGAUGUCUGUCUUCUCUGGAUAAAGGGUGGUGCUGGGAAGGGGAAAACAAUGAUGUCGAUUGGCCUGAUAGAAGUACUCUCACAGAGACAAGAUAUAUCUACUGUGGUGACAUAUUUCUUUUGCCAAAAUGCCGAUAGUGAGCUGAAUACCCUAGAAUCGGUCAUUAAAGGCUUGAUUCUUAGGUUGGUCAGCCAGCGAAUCGAAUUGAAAGAGUCUUUACGACGUCGAUGGGACCCAAAGAGCAACCGUUUUAGUGAGGACGUUAGCUCGUGGCGAGCUUUAUGGAGCAUAUUUCUAGAGAUGCUGGAUAAGUGCAACGGCUUAAUGGUAUAUAUCAUUGUGGAUGCCCUUGAUGAAUGUCAAGAUAGCGGUAUGGCCGACUUCUUGAAGCUUGUUGUCCGAAAUGGUCUUGAUCAACCCACCAAAAUCAAAUGGCUCUUGACAAGUAGGCCAUUGGAAGCUGCAGAGCGUAUAUUACUAGCUGGGCAUGAGCAGAUGCAAGUUAGUCUAGAGCUCAACUCAGAUCAUAUCUCCCAAUCUGUACAGACUUAUAUCUCGUACAAAGUUGAUGAGCUCAACCGUCAAAAAAGAUACGAAGAGGCACUCAUGAGAAAACUGAAAGCUGAGCUUUCUGCGAAAGCUGAGGGCACCUUCCUUUGGGUGAGCCUAGUAUGCAAAAGGCUUGAGAGUAUCGGUGCGGAUGAAGUUUUGAACACUCUUCAAGAUUUACCGCCUGGACUACAUCCUUUUUACGAUCGGAUAUUAAAUCAGUUACAUGAAGGCCAGCCAAAUGAUGUCUAUGAUUAUAUGCGGCUCCUAAAAGCAAUGAUGCUGGUGUAUCGGCCUCUGAAAGUGGAAGAAGUUCCUAGCGUGACUGGUCUAUCUCUCGGAGAUGAUAGAAUCAAGUUGUUAGUCAAUCAUUAUGCAUCUUUCAUCAGAAUGCAGGGAAACAUUAUUGAAUUCGUCCAUCAAUCCGCUCGAGAUUACCUAGCGGGGGAGAGUGGAUUGGCUAUACUUAACUCACACGGUCACUAUGAACACUAUGAUAUUGUUCUUAACUGUCUAUCUUACUUAUGUGGACAGCUUAAAGUCAAUCUUAUGGACCUACCGCGACCUGAUUCGACUUCGAAGCUUAUAAAAUCACUCAAAAGUGAGAGAAAAAGCAUUCUACUGUCUUCACUUGACUAUGCGACAACAUUUUGGGUACAACAUCUCCAGAAAGUCCCACUAAAGAUCAUAGCGCAAAGCAGGCUCAUCGAGGAAGGGCUAGUUGGGUUAUUCCUACACACUAAACUUUUAGAAUGGCUGGAAUGCUUCAGCUUAUUAGAUAGGUUACCUAAGGCCCUUGAAUCAAUCAGAGCCCUAAUAGAUAUUACCAAGAGGGAUUCGCCAGUAUUAGCCCUUAUGCAAGACGCUACACGUUUUCUGCUACGACAUUUCUAUAAUAUGGCUCAUUGGCCGUUACAGAUAUAUAGCUCUGCUCUUAUCUUUAGUCCAGAAACAAGUAUUGUGAGGAUAGGAAACCUGGACAAAAUUCCAAAAUAUUUCAAAUGUUUUCCCAGGAUGGAGAGCACUUGGGCUUCUCUUAUACAGACACUCGAAGGCCACUCAAUCUGGGUCACCACUGUGGCGUUUUCUCCAGAUGGCAAGCAGAUCGCAUCAGGCUCUGAUGAUACCACCAUCAAGCUUUGGGAUAGCACAACAGGGGACCUUCAGAAGACACUCGAAGGCCACUCAUACAGGGUCACCACUGUGGCGUUUUCUCCAGAUGGCAAGCAGAUCGCAUCAGGCUCUGUUGAUAGCACCAUCAAGCUUUGGGAUAGCACAACAGGGGACCUUCAGAAGACACUCGAAGGCCACUCACACUGGGUCACCACUGUGGCGUUUUCUCCAGAUGGCAAGCAGAUCGCAUCAGGCUCUGCUGAUACCACCAUCAAGCUUUGGGAUAGCACAACAGGGGACCUUCAGAAGACACUCGAAGGCCACUCACACUGGGUCACCACUGUGGCGUUUUCUCCAGAUGGCAAGCAGAUCGCAUCAGGCUCUUAUGAUACCACCAUCAAGCUUUGGGAUAGCACAAUAGGGGACCUUCAGAAGACACUCGAAGGCCACUCAAACUGCGUCACCACUGUGGCGUUUUCUCCAGAUGGCAAGCAGAUCGCAUCAGGCUCUUAUGAUACCACCAUCAAGCUUUGGGAUAGCACAACAGGGGACCUUCAGAAGACACUCGAAGGCCACUCAUACAGGGUCACCACUGUGGCGUUUUCUCCAGAUGGCAAGCAGAUCGCAUCAGGCUCUGCUGAUAACACCAUCAAGCUUUGGGAUAGCACAACAGGGGACCUUCAGAAGACACUCGAAGGCCACUCACGCGAGGUCACCACUGUGGCGUUUUCUCCAGAUGGCAAGCAGAUCGCAUCAGGCUCUGAUGAUACCACCAUCAAGCUUUGGGAUAGCACAACAGGGGACCUUCAGAAGACACUCGAAGGCCACUCAUACAGCGUCACCACUGUGGCGUUUUCUCCAGAUGGCAAGCAGAUCGCAUCAGGCUCUGAUGAUACCACCAUCAAGCUUUGGGAUAUUGCAAAGUCUCACAAAACCUCAAAGUUUCUUGGCCGUCGCUUAGGUAGUCGUUUCAAACUCCGAUCACGAAAAGAAAUCGAAACAUCUGAACCAGUGCACAACCUCAAAUUCUCUGCAGAUAACCUAUAUCUUAUAACAGGUACUGAGCGAAUCAGACUUGAAGAUACUGCGACAGAAGACCACGAUAAGAGUCCACAUUCUUUACAGGAUCUCAUUGUGAAAGGCCAGUGGAUAUGUUAUGGAGUGAUGCCAUUUCUUCGGCUAUCAUCAGAUAUACAGCUAGCAUGCCAAGAUACGUACGAUGAUAAAGUAGCUAUUGGAUUGGGAACUGGUCAAGUAUUGACGUUUGGAUUCGACAGAAGUAUUCUGCAUUCUAUGCUAGCGCCAGGUGCAGUUUAA